Molecule: messenger RNA, 2031 nt
Organism: Cyprinodon tularosa
Lineage: Eukaryota; Metazoa; Chordata; Actinopteri; Cyprinodontiformes; Cyprinodontidae
Gene: rrp7a
Product: ribosomal RNA processing 7 homolog A
Exons: 7
Coding region: 54-902 (282 amino acids)
Biological process (GO): rRNA processing; ribosomal small subunit assembly
Cellular component (GO): UTP-C complex; CURI complex
Molecular function (GO): RNA binding
Source: RefSeq, a predicted model, not a curated record
AAUCAUUCCGGAAGGUACGUCACAAGUGCUUCCGGUUGAAGAGGUCAUACAAUAUGGCGCCGUCUAACAAGAAACAUGCUACAGAGAAGGCGUGUGUUAUUCCUGGAGGAUUCACAGUGUUGUCCUUACAGUUCAGCUCAGACAGCGUUGCUCAGCACUCUCUGUAUGUGAAGGAGCAUAAAGUCCGAACCGAGAAGAGUUCCUACAGGCCGCUGGAUCGGACCUUAUUUGUCCUCAACGUUCCUCCAUACUGCUCAGAGAGUGUCGUCAAAGACUUAUUCUCCCGGUUUGGCAGCAUUACUUCAGUAGAGCUGAGGGAUCACCCUGGCUCCUCUGAGGAUUCCGGACCCAAACUUUCCAAAAUCUUCAGACCAGUUAGCAAACAGGGUUUCAAAGUUGGCUACAUUGUGUUUGAAAGCCCGUCUAGUAUAGGAGCUGCUAAAUCUCACCCACAUGAUGAUCCUUUGGUGGUCAGUACAGAGCAGCGGCCAGUGGAAACAGGAAUACAAAAAUGGAUCCAUCAGUACACAAAGUCCUUCAUUCACCCUGACAAACUGCAGUUGACAGUCGACUCAUUCAUGCAGGACUACGACAGGCGGAAAGAAGAGGAGGCUGAACGCCAGAGACAGGAAGCUGAGAAACAGCAGGAGGACGAGGAGGGCUGGGUGAAAGUCACAAGAGGCCACAAAGGCGCCAUGGCUCGGCCUCACAGCGAAGCUGCCAACCAGAGGACUCUGCAGAGGGAGGGCAGGAAGAAUAAGAGGAAGGAGUUGAUGAACUUCUACACCUGGCAGCACCGGAAUACGCAGAAAGAACAUAUUGCUGAACUGAGGAAGAAGUUUGAGGAGGAUAAACAGCGGAUAGCUCUGAUGAGAGCACAGAGGAAGUUCAAACCUUAUUGACCAAAAGCCCCUUUUUGGUUCAGUUCACCGUUUCUGAUCACAAACAUAAGAUUAUGUUAUUAAUUAACGUUUGUUUCUGUUUCAUGGCUAUUAAAUAACGGAUUCCAAACGACACCAUGGGGAAGGGUAGCAGUUUGUAAACUGUAAAGGUUUAUGUGUUUGUUUUGAUAUAACGGAAAGUUUUGUUCCUACAUUUUUUUUUUUUUCUCAUAACAGCUUUUGAAGUUUUUGGAAGGUAAACUCCUUCAUAAUUAUUGGGACUUUUAUUAUAUAAAGUUUUGCAUAAAUGUGAAGCAAAACAAUGCAGAGUUCAUUAUUUGACUGUCUAAAAACUGCAUGCAUACACAUCGAUCUAGCUGGACAUUGGUUUGCAAAAAUAUUCAUACCGCUCAAAAUGUGGCUCAAGCUCAGUCUGAUCAAAUGAAAAACAUUUGUAACAGCAGUUUUUUUUUUACUUGUCACAUAUUCUCGAUUAGGUUUAGGUCUGGACUAUGACUGGACCAUUUUAACACAUCUAAUAAAACAGAUUAAACCAAAUGAGACAUUUUCACAGCGCAGAUUCCAUUCUACCAUGGUCUGGUUGGUGUGUCACGACAUGGUGCCAUCACUUUCAUUUCCUCAUUAUAUUCUGGCUCUGUAAGUCACAAAGAGUUGUUUUGGAAGCCUGGCAUUAUGCUGCUUCUGAAUAAAGAUGUGGCUGUUAUGAUACAAAGAAUUCAGACUAGAGGACUUGGUCCCCUGCAAUGUCUACAGGCCAUUGUUUCUCAGUAACAUCACUCCAUGAUUGGCUGGUCACUCAGGACAUAGCAUGGUUGAAGAAUCAUGUGGAAAGGACUAAUAGAUGCGUUAAAGAGAGCAACAUAUUUUACACUGUUAUCCUUUUAAGUAUUGCAGAUAGUUUCAAGCAGCUUUUUACAGAAGCCUGAUUAACUUGAUCUAAGCUUGGGGUAAGGACCUGACUGAGAGGUAAGGUGCACUUAGGAAGAUCAAAUGGGUGAUGUGCAGAGCUCCCUCUCCACACCACCUUCUAGCUUCCCUAUAGAUUCAAAGCAAUGUAAUACUUCAUGUGACUGAAUAUCGGUGCUUGGAAUAAAACUGCAUUUUUUACAUUAAACAGUUCAUUGGUUCA